GCGCCGGCAAUCGAUCUCGCACCGCAGUCCGGCUAGGCGUUCGACCAUGGCAGACAAGACGAAAGUUGCUGAACAAUACUACGCCCCCCCUCCGGAUCUAGGAAAAUGGGAGUCCUUAAGGAUCUUCCUGUGGAAUUCCGAAACUGGACAAUUUCUUGGCCGCACGGGAUCCAGCUGGGCCAAAAUCCUACUCUUCUAUUUGAUCUUCUACGCUAUUCUGGUCGGCUUCUUCGCGGCGAUGCUGACGAUCUUCUACCAGACCUUGGACGCUAAGAUGCCUAAAUGGCAGAUGGAGGGCUCUCUCAUCGGCAAUAAUCCGGGUCUUGGAUUCAGACCGAUGCCGGACUCCGCAACUGUUGAGAGUACCCUGAUUUACUACAGAGCCAAUGACAAGGGAUCCGUGCUCAAAUGGGCUCAAGUCGUCGAUGACUACCUUGAACAGUACCGCAAGAAGGGCAGCGGCAGUGGUGAGGCUUCCGGCGCUGAGAAUCGUGUCCCUUGCUCCCCGACUUCUUCCAACUUGGGCGAGAAGCAGGUCUGCGAUGUUCCCGUUGACGAGUUCCACCCUUGCACUUCAUCAAACCAGUACAACUACGAGGAGGCCGGACCUUGUGUAUUCCUCAAGCUGAAUAAGAUCUUCAACUGGAUUCCUAAUGCUUACAACACCACAGACGGCUUGCCAGAGAAAAUGCCAGAGGAUCUGAAACAGCACAUUAAGUUGGUCUCCGGCAAACCAGAGGCCAAUACGGUGUGGGUAUCCUGUGAAGGCGAGAACCCUGCUGACGUUGAAAACAUCGGCCCUGUGCAAUACAUUCCACGUCGUGGCUUCCCAGCCUACUACUAUCCUUUCACCAACAAGGAGGGAUACCUCAGCCCUCUCGUGGCUGUUCUCUUCGAGAAGCCCAGGACGGGUGUCCUCAUCAACAUUGAAUGCAGGGCGUGGGCGAAGAACAUCAACUAUGACCGAUACGAGCGGCGGGGCUCGGUUCACUUCGAGCUGAUGGUAGACCGUUCUUAAGCAGCUAUAUAUUGGCCGACAACUUGGCAGCAACCAUUUUGACACGUUUCGCUUGGCCAAAUCACCAUACAAUUGCUUAUUUUACUGCUAAGAGUCAUCUUGGUGAAACGCACUUGGCCAAGUUUUAAGACUGCCUUCCACUGCCAACUCCAAGAGCGGUCACCGUUCUAAAUCUUCGCCAAGUCAGCCGUGGUUGACCGCCAAGUUGUCCGACUGUCCGCCAAUUGGUUACCAAGUUCACUUCACUGACCAAUUGGUCGCCAAGGCUGCCAAGAACAUACACCACGCCGGGCGCCGGCUGCCAAGAGCGCCAUUAGCAAUAGCCACAUAGUCGGCGGUUUAUUUAUAUUCGUUUUAGAAUAGCCCUCGGGCGCCACUGAGUUGAAGUUUUCGUUUACACGCUUAAAGUUAAAUUGAAUUUUAAAUUAUUAUUAAAUAAUAUUUAUUAUUGUAAUGUUUUCUGGACCGAGAGUCAAUAAAUACGCAAUAGUUGGUUCCAAUAUAGCUUUU
Messenger RNA from Vanessa atalanta (red admiral), 1528 nucleotides. RefSeq names its product sodium/potassium-transporting ATPase subunit beta-2-like (gene nrv3). Gene Ontology annotation, molecular function: ATPase activator activity. Bases 47 to 1018 code for a protein of 323 amino acids. Gene Ontology annotation, biological process: intracellular sodium ion homeostasis; intracellular potassium ion homeostasis; potassium ion import across plasma membrane. Lineage: Eukaryota; Metazoa; Arthropoda; Insecta; Lepidoptera; Nymphalidae. The record is from RefSeq and is a predicted model, not a curated record. Gene Ontology annotation, cellular component: sodium:potassium-exchanging ATPase complex. The transcript has 7 exons.